CGGUGACAUUUAAAAGUUUUAGGUUAUGUGUGAAAUUGAAAAUGAUAAAAAAAUUAUUUAUCAAUAAAUAUGCCCAUUACUACAAAUUCUAUGAAUUCCAUAGGAAUUUUAGUGCAAUUGCUAAUGUAUUGGAUAAAUUUAACAUCGGGGACACUACUGAAAUUAAGGGUUGGGUAAGAAAUUUACGAGUCCAAAAGGAACUCGUAUUUGCCGAUAUUAGCGAUGGUACUUGUGCAAAAAAAUUACAAACAGUCAUACCAAAACAUCUCAAAACCGAUGCGUUAACUUACGGUAGCUCCGUUCAUGUCACGGGUACUUUGUCCAAGAGUCCCAAGGGACAGCUCGAGCUGGUCGCCGAGAGCGUGCGUGUCCUAGGCAGCUGUGUGGUCUUGGACGGCUAUCCAUUCAACCCCCGGACUACGCAUCCUCCAGAGUACAUCCGCCAAUACCUACACCUACGAUCCAGAACGAACUAUAUUUCGGCGAUACUGAGAGUAAGACAUGCCGUCUCCAAGCACAUAAAUGAGUUUUUUGCUUCUAGAAACUAUAUACACAUUCACACCCCAAUACUGACAUCAAAUGACUGUGAAGGGGCCGGUGAAGUCUUCAAAGUGCAGCCUGAUAACGAUGAGACUGUCAAGGCUAUGAUGCAGGAGGGAAGAGAUAGAGACUCCGUGUACUUUGGCUCGAAGACCUUUUUAACGGUAUCUGGCCAGCUUCAUUUGGAAGCAGUAUGCAGAGGAAUGGGCAAUGUGUACACCCUAGGGCCUACAUUUAGAGCUGAGAAUUCCAGAUCAAGGUUGCAUUUAUCAGAGUUCUACAUGUUAGAAGCAGAGCUAGCUUUCUGUGAUAGUCUAAACCAGUUGCAGUUCUGUAUAGAGGAUUUACUUAAAUAUGUAUUUACAAAAACUAGGGAUUCCAAUGAAGCAGACUUAUUUUUGAUUGAUAAAGAAAAGGCCAAGGCCCCAAAUUGGAUUGACAAAGAGUUUGUAACUAUGACCUAUGAUGAGGCAAAGGGAAUUCUAAAGAGAAAAGGAAUAGCAGACACAGAGGAAGGAAUAAACAAAGAACAAGAGCUGGCACUAGUUGAUCACUGCAAUGGGAUACCAGUAUUUGUUGUGAGAUGGCCUAAAGACAUGAAAUCAUUUUAUAUGAAAGAAUGUGAUGAUGAUAGUUCAAAGGUGGAUGCUCUGGAUCUGUUAGCCCCAAUCACUGGGGAAAUAGUAGGAGGCAGUCUCAGGGAAGACAACUAUGACAAGCUAAGGUUAAAACUACCCUCAGAAAAGCUCAAUUGGUACCUGGAACUUCGAAAAUUCGGCAACAUACCUACAGGGGGCUUUGGACUGGGCCUGGAGAGACUACUGCAAGUGAUGUGCGGAGUUCCUAACAUCAAGGAUACUUUGCCAUUCCCUCGGUGGCCACAUAACUGUGACAUGUAAAUAGUAUUCAGUAGAUUUAAAAUUAUUGUUGUACAGAUAUAAAUCAUUAAUAA
This is a messenger RNA of Ostrinia nubilalis (European corn borer), 1492 nucleotides long. RefSeq names its product asparaginyl-tRNA synthetase (gene AsnRS-m). Gene Ontology annotation, biological process: asparaginyl-tRNA aminoacylation. The record is from RefSeq and is a predicted model, not a curated record. Lineage: Eukaryota; Metazoa; Arthropoda; Insecta; Lepidoptera; Crambidae. The coding region runs from base 42 to 1439 and encodes 465 amino acids. Gene Ontology annotation, molecular function: ATP binding; asparagine-tRNA ligase activity; nucleic acid binding. The transcript is spliced from 3 exons. Gene Ontology annotation, cellular component: mitochondrion.